CGCGCAUUCCUUCAUGCGCGCUCUGGGCACGGAGGUGGAGGCGGGGGUCUCUCUCUCUCUCUCUCUCUCUCGGCUCAGCCAUUUAAAUAUCAACCCGUGCAACUGCUCAGGGGCACUGAAAACAAGACGCCCCGCUUGGAUCGGAUCAUUUGUCGGCUUUUUCAAGAGGAGCGUCGCACGGGAUGUCGAGCCUUCUGGAGAACCCUCUGCAGGCGGUGCUCUAUCUGAAGGAGCUCACCGCCAUCGUGCAGAACCAGCAGAGUCUGAUCCAAACCCAGCGAUACCGGAUAGACAUACUCGAGCGCCGGCUGGAGGAUCUAGCGGUUGAGAAUCGGCAGCUGCGGGACUCCAGCAGCCAUCACUGGCACCCUCCCCGCUAUCAUCCGCCUCCGCCCCCCCGGACCUCCAGCCUGCCCCGAACCAGCAGAGCCGGGACGCCCCCGGUCCAAACCAAGCAGCAGCAGCAUCAUUCCCCCCUGGACAUGCAGCUCGUUCCUGCGGGACCCAGCAAUGUCAGUCCAGACUCUGCUGAUGAAGAUGAUAAUGAUGCUCAGGACCCCUGCUGUCGGUCCCUGGUCCCACAGACACCUGCCACCUUGUGCCGAGCUGUGGGACUCCCACGGGCAUCUGAGAGCCAGACCGUCCUGCACCAGUUCUGCUGUCCUGCACCAGAGGCCCCAGAGGGAGACUCCCUAACCUGCUCCAGAGGCGAGCAGUACUUGGCGCAUGAAAGAUGGAAAACCCUGCUCUCUGCUCCUCGUAUAGAGGAACUGGAGCAGAAGUACGGUGGUCCUCUGAUUUCCCGGCGAGCGGCCUGUAAGAUCCAGACGGCGUUUCGUCAGUACCAGCUCAGUAAGAACUUCCAGAAGAUCCGGAACUCGGUUCUGGAGAGUGGGAUCCCGCGGCGCAUGUCUGUGCGCAGGGUCCGGGUACAGAGGGACAGGUUUUCUGCUGAACGGGCGCUGAUGGAGGGAUGUUCACUCAUGGGCAUCCCACUCACACACUCCACCUCACUGCCGGUGGCCACUACAACCACACUCACACACCUGGAGGACACAUUCACUGAACAGGUUCAGUCAUUAGCGCGGUCUAUUGACGAGGCUUUGAGCAGCUGGAGUUCUGUUCGAGACGGGGAAGGAGAGAAGUCCACUGCGGCCCCUCCCUCUGGAUCCCAUCCCGAGGGGCUCCUGGUGGACCCCGCUGCCCCACAGGAUGCCACGCAGAGCGGCUGUGGGGAGAACAUACCCCGCAGCGCCAGUAAACUCAUGAUGGCUUUCAGGGAUGUGACUGUUCAAAUUGACAACCACAACUUUCGCCUCUCCUCCUCAAUGCUGGAGUCAGUUUCUCUUGGUAACGGCGUAGCCAAGGAGACCAGCUUGGAACCCCAAAUGCGGGGACAGAAAGCAGGCCAGUCGGCAUCAACAGCUACGGCAGAGCCUGAGUUUCCAGCUCCGCCACCCAGUGAGGAAGAGAAGGAGAACCAACAGCCAACCGGAACAGACGAACCGACAGCAGGGGCGGGACCGGAGGAGAAACAGACCAAUCAGAUUGCAUCAGAGACAGCGGAAAACAGCUCGGAGCCCGUCAGUAGCAGCAGCACCUCCACAUCAGCGUGUGAGACGAUGACUCUGUCUCUGCCCCGCCCACAUUGUCAGGACACGCCCUGCGGCACGCUCUCCACGGAUAUUGCACGCAAACGCCUUUACCGCAUUGGACUCAACCUCUUCAAUGUCAAUCCAGACAAAGGCAUCCAGUUCCUGAUCUCCAGGGGCUUUAUUCCGGACACAGCAAUUGGUGUGGCUCACUUCCUGCUGCAGAGGAAGGGUUUGAGUCGACAGAUGAUUGGAGAGUUCCUGGGUAACAGCAAGAGGCAGUUCAACAGAGAUGUGUUGGACUGUGUGGUGGAUGAGAUGGAUUUCUCCAUGCUGGAGCUGGAUGAAGCUUUGAGGAAGUUUCAGGCUCAUGUGCGAGUGCAAGGAGAAGCUCAAAAAGUCGAGAGACUCAUUGAAGCAUUCAGUCAGAGGUACUGUAUGUGUAACCCUGACGUGGUGCAGCAGUUUCAUAACCCUGACACCAUCUUCAUCCUGGCCUUCGCCAUCGUUCUGCUGAACACAGACAUGUACAGUCCCAACAUCAAACCAGAGCGCAAGAUGCUUCUGGAAGACUUCAUACGCAACCUACGAGGAGUGGAUGAUGGCGCAGAUAUUCCACGAGAAAUGCUAGCCGGGAUUUACGAACGGAUUCAGCAGAGGGAGCUGCGCUCCAACGAGGAUCAUGUGACUUACGUUACCAGAGUGGAGCAAAGCAUUCUAGGAAUGAAGACAAUACUGUCGGUUCCUCACCGUAGGCUGGUGUGCUGCAGUCGACUCUAUGAGGUCACCGAUGUGAAUAAACCUCAGAAACAGGCCUCACAUCAGAGGGAGGUGUUCCUCUUCAAUGACCUGAUAGUGAUCCUCAAACUAUGCCCUAAGAAGAAGAGUGCUGCCACAUACACGUUCUGCAAGGCCAUGGGCUUACUGGGAAUGCAGUUUCAUCUGUUUGAGAAUGAGUAUUACCCUCAUGGAAUCACGAUAUUGUCUCCGUUCUCGUCAGAGAAGAAGCAGGUGGUGAGUUUCUGUUCUCAGAGCGCCGAGGAGCUGCUCAAGUUUGUAGAGGACCUGAGAGAGAGCAUCGCAGAGGUGGCAGAGAUGGAACAAAUACGGAUUGACUGGGAACUAGAAAGACAACAGGUUGUGAGAAAUCAAACUAACAAGAACGGCACACAACUAGACAUCCACGCUGGACCUAGUUCUGCUUCAGGGGAUGAUUUUUAUGAGAAAACGGGAAGCAACACGGUAGAGGUGUCAAUUCACAACAGGCUCCAAACGUACCAACUCAGCUCUACUCUGGCCCCACCCCAGUUUUGCCCCCCGACCCCUCCGCCUCCACGCCACCUGCUGAGCCAACGCAGGUACUCCAGCGGGACACGCAGCCUAGUCUGAACAACACACAGAUUGGUUAACAACUGUUAAAGGGACGGUUCACCUAAAAAGAACAUUCUGUCUUUAUUUAAUCAAUCUCAUGUUGUUCCAAACCCAUAUGAGAC
Messenger RNA from Sinocyclocheilus anshuiensis, 3085 nucleotides. Its product is annotated as IQ motif and SEC7 domain-containing protein 3-like. The transcript is spliced from 15 exons. Gene Ontology annotation, molecular function: guanyl-nucleotide exchange factor activity. The coding region runs from base 183 to 2981 and encodes 932 amino acids. Gene Ontology annotation, biological process: actin cytoskeleton organization; regulation of ARF protein signal transduction. The record is from RefSeq and is a predicted model, not a curated record. NCBI's taxonomy places the organism in Eukaryota, Metazoa, Chordata, Actinopteri, Cypriniformes, Cyprinidae.